AUGCAGUUCAACAUCCUCCUCCUCCUGGGCCUAACGUCCCUCACAACCGCCCACAUGCAAAUGUCCUACCCGCCCCCCUUCCGCUCCAAGUACAACCCCUACACCACAAACGUCGACUACGACAUGACAUCUCCCCUCUCCGCCUCUGGCUCCAACUACCCAUGCAAAGGCUACCACACGCUGCUCAACACGCCCCAGGGCCGCUCCGUAGCCACCUGGUCCGCCGGCGGGAGCUACAACUUCAGUGUCGUCGGCAGCGCCACCCACAACGGCGGCUCGUGCCAGGCCUCGCUGUCCUACGACGGAGGAAGCUCCUGGAAGGUCAUACACUCGUACAUCGGCGGCUGUCCGCUGACGCAGAACUGGCCGUUUACCCUGCCGAAUGAUGCGCCGUCGGGCGAGGCGCUGUUUGCCUGGUCGUGGUUUAACCAGAUUGGCAAUCGGGAGAUGUACAUGAACUGCGCGCAUGUUACUAUCCAGGGGAAGAAGCAGCUCAGCAAGAAGAGUCCCUCUGAUCCGUUGAACUCGCGGCCCAAGAUUUUUGUGGCGAAUGUGGGUAAUGGGUGUGGUACUUUGGAGGGCGCGGAUGUGCUGUUCCCUAAGCCGGGGCCUGAUACGGAUAAUAUCUCCAGGAAGACGGCGAAUCCGGUUGGUAAUUGUGGUUAA
Molecule: messenger RNA, 666 nt
Organism: Pochonia chlamydosporia 170
Lineage: Eukaryota; Fungi; Ascomycota; Sordariomycetes; Hypocreales; Clavicipitaceae
Product: extracellular protein
Exons: 1
Coding region: 1-666 (221 amino acids)
Source: RefSeq, a predicted model, not a curated record